Molecule: messenger RNA, 1089 nt
Organism: Geodia barretti
Lineage: Eukaryota; Metazoa; Porifera; Demospongiae; Tetractinellida; Geodiidae
Source: the annotation of a GenBank genome assembly
UUCAAAUGUGGCAAGUGUCAGAGAGCAUUCAGUGAAUUGAGCCAACUACAGACACACAUUAGGCGACAUCAAGAGUACGAUGAUAAAGAAAAUUUGGAAUCACGUUCCACCCACGGUGUUGAAUUUGAGGAUGCUUCCUUCUAUGAAGAACCAAAGCCUUCUCGAGGCAAGUUGAGAGGGAAUGCUAAUGGAAUUGAUUCCAGACACCACAAAUGUCAGUACUGUGGAAAAGUUUUUACUCGGGCAUGGGAUCUUCGCAGCCACAUUCGAACCCAUACUGGGGAGAAACCUUACAAGUGUCAGUACUGCGGAGUAUCAUUCACUCAGGCUGAACAUCUACACCGCCACAUUCGAACUCACACAGGAGAUAGACCAUUUCAGUGUCAAUAUUGCGAAAAGACCUUCCAUAACCAUAGUUCUCUACGCAGCCACACUCGAACUCAUACAGGAGACAAACCUUACAAGUGUCCUCAAUGUGGAAAAUCAUUCAGUCACUAUGAUACUCUACGCAAACACAUUCGAACUCACACUGGGGAGAAACCUUACACAUGUCCUCACUGUGGAAAAUCAUUCACUCAGUCUAGUUCUCUACACCACCACAUUCGAACUCACACAGGUGAAAGACCUUACAAGUGUCCUCACUGUGGAAAGGCCUUCACUCAGUAUGGUUCUCUACACACCCACAUUCGAACUCACACUGGAGAUAAACCAUUUCAGUGUCAAUAUUGUGAAAAGACCUUCCGUAACCAUAGUUCUCUACGCAGCCACAUUCGAACUCACACAGGUGAAAGACCUUACAAGUGUCCUCACUGUGGAAAGGCCUUCACUCAGUAUGGUUCUCUACACACCCACAUUCGAACUCACACUGGAGAUAAACCAUUUCAGUGUCAAUAUUGUGAAAAGACCUUCCGUAACAGUAGUUCUCUACGCAGCCACAUUCGAAUCCACACAGGAGACAAACCUUACAAGUGUCCUCAAUGUGGAAAAUCAUUCACUAACUCCAGUCAUCUACACAGCCACAUUCGAACUCACACCAGACACCAGUGUCCAUCACCUGAUAGUGUGGAUCAUUCAUCAGUAUUAUCAUGA